Molecule: messenger RNA, 6540 nt
Organism: Vanessa atalanta (red admiral)
Lineage: Eukaryota; Metazoa; Arthropoda; Insecta; Lepidoptera; Nymphalidae
Gene: EcR
Product: ecdysone receptor
Biological process (GO): ecdysone receptor signaling pathway; cell differentiation; negative regulation of transcription by RNA polymerase II
Cellular component (GO): nucleus
Molecular function (GO): ecdysone binding; RNA polymerase II cis-regulatory region sequence-specific DNA binding; nuclear receptor activity
Source: RefSeq, a predicted model, not a curated record
UCGUUGACGACGGUCGCGCGCGUGUAACGUGCUUAUAUUUCUAUCAAACUUACGCGGUAACUUCUUCCGAAUUUGUACAUUCGGGAGCACUUGUGAACUUUUUGGUUAAGCUAAAUAGUGUUGUGUGUAUUAAGAGUUUUUUAACGGAAUAACAAGUCUUAUUGGAGUGAACUCGAAGCCGGUCGACUGUGAGAAGCGAUUCGUUUCGGUUUCGACGCCGCCGAGACUAGUGGAUGUUGAUAAUAUUAUAGCGUUAGAUAGUUAAAGUGCGAAGCAAAAGUGAAGUGUUGGAGGAGCGGAGGAUGUCCGUCGGCAGUCGAGGAUACAGGGCGUAUGACACGCUCUUCGACAUGAGACGCCGCUGGUCUAACAACGGAGGCUUUCCGCUGCGAAUGCUCGAAGAGAGCUCGUCAGAAGUCACUUCUUCGUCGGCUUUAGGUUUACCCCCGGCAAUGGUUAUGUCACCGGAGUCGCUCGCCUCGCCUGAAUACGGCGGGCUCGAGCUAUGGGGAUACGAUGAUGGCAUCACCUAUAACACCGCGCAAUCACUGCUCGGCAACACAUGUACAAUGCAACAGCAACAGCAAGCACCCACUCAACCUUUGCCAUCCAUGCCGUUGCCGAUGCCACCCACGACGCCCAAAUCGGAAAACGAAUCUAUAUCAUCAGGUCGCGAGGAAUUGUCACCGGCAUCAAGUGUAAACGGCUGCAGCACAGAUGGAGAAGCGAGACGGCAAAAGAAAGGUCCAGCUCCUCGCCAACAAGAAGAACUUUGUCUCGUAUGUGGCGACAGAGCCUCCGGAUACCAUUAUAAUGCUCUCACAUGUGAAGGCUGUAAAGGUUUCUUUAGGCGGAGUGUUACUAAAAAUGCUGUAUACAUUUGCAAAUUUGGUCAUGCGUGUGAAAUGGAUAUGUAUAUGCGAAGAAAAUGUCAAGAAUGUAGAUUAAAGAAAUGUCUAGCGGUGGGUAUGAGGCCAGAAUGUGUAGUCCCGGAGACAACGUGUGCGAUCAAAAGAAAAGAAAAGAAGGCACAAAGAGAAAAAGACAAACUGCCAGUCAGCACAACGACAGUUGACGAUCACAUGCCGCCCAUUAUGCAAUGCGAUCCACCGCCACCAGAAGCUGCCAGGAUUCUGGAAUGUUUGCAGCAUGAAGUGGUCCCGCGGUUUCUCUCGGAAAAGCUCCUGGAACAGAACAGGCUGAAGAAUAUCCCUCCACUCACGGCGAAUCAGCAGUUCUUGAUCGCGAGGCUCGUCUGGUAUCAAGACGGCUACGAGCAACCUUCCGAUGAAGACUUAAAAAGGGUGACACAGGAAGCGGACGAAGACGACGAGGAAUCCGACUUGCCGUUCCGUCAGAUCACAGAGAUGACCAUCCUUACGGUGCAGCUGAUCGUCGAGUUUGCAAAAGGCCUGCCAGGAUUUGCCAAGAUUUCCCAACCUGAUCAGAUCACCCUUCUCAAGGCUUGCUCCAGUGAAGUAAUGAUGUUGCGAGUAGCGCGACGGUACGACGCAACGACAGACAGCGUGCUGUUCGCCAACAACAGGGCGUACACUCGCGAGAACUAUCGCAAAGCCGGCAUGUCCUACGUCAUAGAGAACCUGCUGCACUUCUGCCGCUGCAUGUACACCAUGUCAAUGGACAACGUGCACUAUGCUCUUCUCACUGCCAUCGUCAUCUUCUCAGAUCGGCCCGGGCUCGAGCAGCCGCACCUGGUGGAGGAGAUCCAGCGGUACUACCUGAACACGCUGCGCGUGUACAUCAUGAACCAGCAGAGCGCCUCGACGCGCUGCCCCGUGGUCUUCGGCAAGAUCCUCUCCAUCCUGUCGGAGCUGCGCACGCUGGGCAUGCAGAACUCCAACAUGUGCAUCUCGCUCAAACUGAAGAACAGGAAGCUGCCGCCGUUCCUGGAGGAGAUCUGGGACGUGGCGGAGGUGUCGACGAGCCACCCGCCGCCCAUCGUGGAGCACCCCGCCGAGCUCUAGCCCCCGCGCCCCGCCCCGCGCUCCCCCCCGCGCCUGCGCUCGCGCGGCCGCUAGGCGCCGCGACCGCCGCCCUCCGGAGAGAAACGCUCAUAGACUGGCUAGUUUAAGUGAAGUGCACGGACACUCGUGACGGACGUGAUCGAACUAUUUAUAAGGACAGUGAGGGAGCCGCUACCGCGGAGCCCGUCUCGUGCGUAUUCGGUGACCGACCGCGAUAUGCGAGUAUAGUGAAUAUAUGUGCUGUUGAACGUUGGAGAAUAUAUUUAGUGUUGAUAGUUAAGAUAUGACUGGAUACUGAGUUGGUCACUCGGAUACGACUGAUAAGACUUGGAUAAGUACACCCUCCUAAAUUAUGUAAAGCGUACGCCGUACAUACACUAUGAGAGUUAUAAGAGAAAAAGUAAUAUAUGAGAGAUGUUUCUAUUGGGUGAAAAGUUGAUAGUUAUGUUUAUUUACCAAAAUUAACGGUUCGUUGAUUAACCUUUUCGAUUAAUAUAUAUGUAUAUUGUAAAGUUCGCUGCGAACGUCCCGCGGAGCCGGAGAUAUCUGUCGGCGGACGUUGUUGAUGAUUUACGACUGUGUUUGUUUAUAUAUAGUUUAUGUCAGACGUGUUAUCGUGCCCUGUCGAUUUUAGUUCCGAUUGAUGUUCCAUUGUCCUGUGCCCGCGUCCCUCGAUUUAACGAAUAAUUAUAAUUUAUUAUUGCUGUGAUUACAUUUAUAAAUGUUGAAGUAUCUUAGGUAGGCUGAGAUAAGUGUGUCUUAUUACAUUUAGAAGUUCUACUGUCGCAGUAGCUUUCAUAAACGCAUCACCGGUUUCUUGUCUACCUGUUUGAGUAUUUUGAUAGUUAACGACAUAAUUAUAUAUAUGGGUGAUUCAUUUUCUACAGUGAUCACACUGCACUGAGUCGAUUUUACUUUAGGCUACUGACUUUCGCUGACACUGGUACGACGUAAGGCCCUCUCGUGUUGAAUUCCUUAACAGUUUCAGUUACUGAAGGCCAUAGAGCGUAUCACGUGCAAUUUACCAUAGGUCGUCGUAGAUUAAUUUAUAGGUUUAUUAAAUAGACUAUUUGUGUCACACGUUGAUCUAAAUUAGGAGGUAACGGAGGCAGAUAUGGCCAUCAAUCCCAGACGCUAUGCCCUUAAUGAAUGUGUACAAAAUUCAAAUAUUAUAUAACGUUGAGUAAUUCUACUUAUAAAGGCGACACAUUGCGUGCGAAUCAGGCAGCUAUUAUUAGGUGCGUAUGGUUAGACGUAUAGUGCCCAUAAAUCCUUUUUAAACAUUAUGUAUGACAAUAUAUUUAUUCUGUUCUAUUUUUAAAUAAUCUCGUUAAUUUAUUAUAUCCUUCGUUCUCUUCUAGUAUAGCGAUCAAAAUUGAAAUGGCAGCUGGUUUGAGUAAUUAGUUUUCUUCUAAUUAUACUAUUUGGCCGAGCUUACUAUAUGGGAACAAUAUUGGUAUAGAGUAUGUAUAUGUAAAUGUUGAUAGUGAACGCGCACGCAAUGCGACGUCUACGAUAUACGACCAAAUCUGUCUCCGCUUUAAAUAUUCUAAGGGAGAAGUCAUUUUAAAGAAAACAAUAUUUAAAAUAACUAACGAAUACUUCACAUUAAGGUAAAUAAACUGCCCAUUAUAUACAAUAUAUUACACAUACGAAAUGCCUUAUUUCGCGUUACCUGUACUGUGUACCUACAUUGUUGAAUGGAAUAUCAUAGUUAUAUAGAAACUAAAAUAAUCGAUCUCAAUUACCCGUAAGCGUUGUUAAAGCAUAAAUUAAGCGUGUUUUCCGUUUAUCGCUGGGCAUUUUAUCUGAUAUAUUCCGAUGACUUCCCGCUUGCAGCGCCCGACCGGGUUCGAUUCCCGCGCAGACACCGCACUCACGAGCCGACACUUCACCAUCCAUAACAUUUAACGCUAUUAAGAUGUAAAUUUAAGUCUGUCUGAUGCGUGUUGAAUGUGUCUUCUUUACAUGCCACUGUGUUGUACAUUUACAUAUUACGUAUGCCUGAGGUUUUUGGAAGUAUUUCUAACUAUACGUAUAAAUUUCAGCGUGAGACGAUCGAGCUUGCACCGCGGACCGCGCGCUAGUCCGCUUUUAAUACAUCUUUUCGAAUUAUAUAUAAUUUUAUUGUAGCGGUAGGCGAUUACUAAAAUAGUUAACGAAGCACAAACGUCAUUAGAGUGUCUUGCGCCACUCCGGCGAGGGCGCACUGACAACACACACUGCCAUUAAAACGUACGUUCACGGUGCGGUCGUAUGAUUGUGUAUCCGUUGCAAGGAUUUUAUACGACACCUUUAAGGACUUAGGGUUAAAAACUACAAGUGUUAGGAUAAUAACCGUCACGAUUAACUUUACGCUACGAUGCCUUAUAACUGAGAUGCGACGGUAAGCGCUCGAAGCCCUACAGUACAGCCGCAUACUUUGCAUCUCGAGUUUGUGACAAAUAUAACUGCCAUUCGAUAAGUAAAUUGUUAUACAUCAUUUGUCGCGUAGAAGUUCAUACGGAUAGCUUCAUAGUUAACGGACUCCGUCGGUGCACAGCCGGUCGUAUUUGAUACAUAUUAUUCAAUUUCGAAAUUGUAAUAGAUUUAUUAAGUACGUAAUAAUCUCAGACGAGAAUGUAAUAAGUAAUGAUUACCCCUAAUAUAAUUUGUGUCUUUAGCUGAUAAUGGAAUAUAAGUACGAUAAUAAGUUUAUAUCGCUCGGGAUGACGCUGUGUGAGCAUCGCUGAGUGGGACGGGACGAGAACGAACACGAGAACGACGGACGGCUCGACUGUUAUAGGCAUACAUACAAGGGCCGGCCACACGCUCGGCAGCACUUCGCGCUCACUCGUGCAAACCGGUUUGCGCAAGCGUGCGCGUGCAAACAACGACGUGCGAAUCAAAAUCGCGGCUAGAGUAAUCAUUACAAUGCUAAAAUUUGAAUUUUGCAUAGUGUUUAACAGUAUGUCAGUGAGGGAAAAAAUGAAACUUGUAUUGCGGACAGACAGCGCAAGUGAGUCUGCGUGUGGCUGGACCUUCUCACCCUGCCCUUAGCCUUAACUCUGUUUCAUUUGUGUCGGAUGCGAGAACGGUGACCGACCGUGGCAGGUCCAGUCUCCUGUACGAAGCAGUACAUAGGUACCUUUAGAUUCUAUUGUCAUAUGUUUGACAUAUGUUUAAUUUUAUUCAUCUAAGAAAGUACAGAUGGCUGUUGUUAUUUUUAUAUUAUUUGGGUAGAAUUAUAUUUUUUUGUAAAUGACUUCUGUAUUUAUCAUUUGUAAGCUUUGUAAGCCAUAGGGACUUAGAUUAAUAUACGAGCUACGAACAUUGUGAUCGAACUUGAUUACUAUGAAUUUGUAUUUACUGAGAUAUUCUUUUUCGUUCUGCGUAUAUAUAAUAUAAUAUUUCUUCGUUUCGACAGAUUUUUCUAAAUAAUUUUUUUGUUACUUCAGAGUGCAAUAUGUACAAAUAUUUACAUAUAAAAUAUUAAAUGUACAGUCAUUUUUUAGUUUUAAUGUGUCAACGCAAUAUCUUUCGCUAUUCAUUCGUUGAAUGUACAGCCGGGAAGCAUAAUAAACUAUCACAAGUGGGCCCCGAGCCCACUCCCACUAUUGUGUUUUUCUAAUACUUAAGCGAUUAAUUUUACAUAGACGGACUAGGUGAUCUUUGUAUUUAAAUUUGCUAAUUUUUAUGUAGCAGAUUAGAUUUGUUUACUCGGAUAAGAUGAAUAAUGUACAUUUUGAAUUGAUUUUAAAGUGAUUUAGUUGUUAUUUAGUGACGAAUUUUCUUAGGUGUAACUGGCAGCCUCGUGGCCAGUCCACUGAUACCAGUGUGAUUUGUGCAAUGUCCAUUAGAAAAAUUGUUUUAUUACGGGUGCCUUGUUACUGUGCCCGUAUGUAUCAUCCUAGUUCACGGAGCGAACGAAACCAAGCAAACGAAAUCAUUCCUCAUUAAAUACGCUUUUCAGCUGUGCGAUUGAAAUUUAUUUUAAAAUAUGUAAAACAUAACAUAAAAUAAAAUUCAUCGAUCAGAACACUCUGUAUAAUGAAAGGGAUUUGUAAAAUUCCACAGUCGAAAAGUGACCUCGGCUUCAGGCCUCAUUCAGUAAAUUUCGUUAAAACGAUUUGGACUUUUUGACGUUUGAUUUUGUUUGCUCUCACUUGCUUUCGUUCGACGUGUAACUGGUUUUAUAUCUGCGGCAGGGACUUCCCCGCCGCUUUCUGCUCCCAUUGCUCUGUGCCACGGCGAAUGAUACAGGAAGGCUGAUUUUAAAAUUUAAGAGCCCAUUCCGACUUUAUGGAAAACAUAUUUGUAUCGUUUCUUUUUUUUUCUAUUUGUCCGAUGUAACUAUAAUUUUCCUCCUCCUGAUUUGCCUUAGUGAAUCCUUUAUGUAUGAUUUAACAGUGGUCAAGCGAAUUAGAUAUAGGGAACAGACGAUAUGUUAAAAAUUUUAGAGUCAACUUUUAUAAAAGAUACAACAAAAACAAACGUGAAAAGGUGUGUACAAAACGAGGAAAUUUGUAUGAAACAUUGUUAUGCGAAUAAACUUACACCUCAAUAUAAAAAAAUA